UCAUCUCAUUUAAGAUUAUUAACUUCUUGUUGAUAACUACUGUGAUUGUUUAGGCAACUACAUGUGUAUUCUCUGUACUUACUGUUUGUGUGGUAAAUUUGGUACUUUUUUCAAACUAUGAAUAUUUCUUAUUUAUACUAUUAUUUAAUUUGAAACCAAUAACCGGGCAAUCAAUUGAAAUUUGUCUUCUAUAAGCGAGUUUGAAUUCUCAGUUUUUCACUCUGACAAAUGGAAUUUGAAGUUCUACAGUGUCACAUUGAAUUUUCUACCAUUUUGUUAUAGUUGAUGCUUAAAGCUGUGUACCAUCAUCUGUUCAUCCGCGUGAUUAGGUCAAGGUGCUUUUUUCAUUUUAUCUUCGUAGAUGAUAAGGAUUUUAGAUUUCACUUUAGCUGUUGUCUAACAUUCAGUAGUUGUCGAUUUUAUUUCAUUGUAACAACACAUGCGUAAAUGUGAUUUUUCUGCAACUGGAGUGGAUACGUUGUCUUUCAUUUAGACCAUACUUAAUGACAUUGCUCUUUUUGUGCAGCUUUGAGAGUGCUCGUAUCAGUUUUUAGUCCAUUUGAUAUCGGCUUCCAAGUUCAUAUUGGGAACUGUGUUGGCUUCCGUUGAUAUGCCAAGGUCGACCACACCGAAGCAACAACAAUGGCCACCGACGAAGACGCUGUUCAGGUGUGGUCGAUUUGAGCUGCGGGUGACGAAGAUUAGACGACGAAAAGUGACACCGUCAAUUUCUUGUGGUCGAUUCGAUCUCCUCUGUACCAAGAAUCGCGAGGCGAGGAUUCAUUUACAAGGACCCCCAUUUACUGUAGAAGCUUGCAAGACGAAGCAACAAACAGGACACCCACCGGCCUCUAUUGCAUCUUGUUGUGGUGAAAACGACGUGGAGGAUGCAGAACACAACGGAAAACAGCUGGUUGGUUUAAGGAAAUCAAGAAAGGCCAAAAUUCAAUUUCUAUCUUUUUUUUGCUGUAUGAUACUAAGUGACAUCACAGUACUCAUAAAAAUGAUCUUGUUGCUUGACCAUGGAACAGACAGACUAAUGUUGGGAUUUUGUAAGCCUGAUGCUUUUAGGCAAAUCAGUGAGUUUAUUAUCAUGUGUAAACUCACUGAUUUGCCUAAAAGCAUCAGGCUUACAAAAUCCCAACAUUAG
This is a messenger RNA of Camellia sinensis, 1150 nucleotides long. The record is from RefSeq and is a predicted model, not a curated record. Lineage: Eukaryota; Viridiplantae; Streptophyta; Magnoliopsida; Ericales; Theaceae.